This is a messenger RNA of Paramuricea clavata, 603 nucleotides long. The record is from the annotation of a GenBank genome assembly. Lineage: Eukaryota; Metazoa; Cnidaria; Anthozoa; Malacalcyonacea; Plexauridae.
AUGUCUGAAACCACUAAACCAGAUUCAGAAAAUAAGUCGUCAAAGUCCUUGAAGUGUAAUGUUAAGAACAUGAUAUUACUUCAACAAGCCUUACAGAAAGAUGUAUUAUCUACGUGGCCGUUAAAGAAACCUUUUUCUUCAUUACGAGAUCUGCAUUUGGACAAGAACAAUUUCUGGUCUGCUAUUAAACAUGAGAAUAACGAACGAUUGCAAAAGACUGCAGAGAAAGUUCUACAAGGAAAGCCAGUUAAUGUGGUUGUUUAUGGGGGAUCAAACACUGCUGGCGGGGGUCUACAGGAGGAUGAAAAGAGUAUAAAAGGAAGGUUUCCUAUUAUAUUACAAAGCUGGUGGGAUAGCGUAAUCACACCAGCGACUGGAUCGCGUUUGAAUAUCAAAAUCAUUGGUAUUGGUGGAACAUCAAGCAGUUACUAUCAGUUUUGCUAUAAAGUUUAUCUACAUCAUAAUAACAUUGAUCUCGUAAUACUAGAUUCAUCGGUCAACGACAGAGUAGCACUAAGAUUCAAAAAUUCGACCAACAUCAAUCAAAGUUUACCAUUAGAACAAUUUACACGACAACUACUUAAUGACCAUAAUAACCCUGCA